Molecule: messenger RNA, 1061 nt
Organism: Anguilla anguilla (European eel)
Lineage: Eukaryota; Metazoa; Chordata; Actinopteri; Anguilliformes; Anguillidae
Exons: 10
Coding region: 93-899 (268 amino acids)
Biological process (GO): protein desumoylation
Cellular component (GO): nucleus
Molecular function (GO): deSUMOylase activity
Source: RefSeq, a predicted model, not a curated record
UUUCUCAAUGCAGCACAGCAGAGACAGUUUGCUUUUUUAGUCAUUUUGAGUUAUUAGUCAUUAGUUUAUUUGUGUAAACCUUACAUUUCCGAAUGCCUUUGGAUUCAACACCAUUACAGGGCAAAGAUGUCUUCAUUGCUGACAUGUAUGCCAUACCAACAUGGAAGCACAAAGACAACAAUCCUCUGUCAGGCCUUCCAAAGGAUGCACACCUGAAGGAUGCACUAGUCUUCCCAGCAUGGACAAACUGCAAUGGGCCAGAGCACUUCCUUCUAUGUGUGUUGAAGCCAGCCAAGAGAGAGAUUCUCUUGCUGGACUCUCAGUUUGCCCUUUGGCCUUCAGGUUUUGGUGAUGCGGAGUACAGCUUUAGUAACAUUGCUCAGUGCAUUAUUCCUGGAUGCUGGAGUGAGGUGACUGGAAGGGACAUGCAGGAUAUCCCACAACAGACAUCCGGGAAUGACUGUGGCAUUUUCAUGCUCAUGUAUGCCCUCUGCAUGUGUACAGAUGCUCCAUUCCACUUCAGUAUGCUGGACAUGCAUUCAAUCCGGCGGUGGUGGUGUGUCCUUCUUAUGGAGCGCUUUUCGAUAGACGGCCACGGCCAGAGGUUUGCUUUCUGGACAGAUGAGGCGAGUUGUCUGUUACAGGGCAUUCUUCAGCCGGUGUACCGGGUGGGCAAGGGAACUACCAUGGAGGUCCCAGCACAUAUCGCUGAGCGGACAGCCACCGAGCAGGCACUGGUUGACUUCAUUGUCAAGGAGCGCGGGACCGAGGAACGACUACUGGAAAUCAUCAGUGACAAGGAACCCUCCAAGUGGCUGAUGAGUUUCCAAGGGAAGUCGCCUAACAAAGUCCCAGUGUACCUUGACAAUGACGCCCAGAAGAACAGGUUGUUCAAGUAAUAUGAACAGUAUAUCCUCUCCAGUUGUCAUCAGGAAUCAUAUACUGUUCAUUCUAGAGGUGUUGUUCCCAGAGGCUAUCAUCGGUGCACUUUCUGCUCUUGGGAAGAUGACCCUGCAGAAGGCGGCGGAGGAGUUCUCCACUGGCACACAUCUCCAGGAGAG